Molecule: messenger RNA, 971 nt
Organism: Aureobasidium uvarum
Lineage: Eukaryota; Fungi; Ascomycota; Dothideomycetes; Dothideales; Saccotheciaceae
Source: the annotation of a GenBank genome assembly
AUCUCAAGGAGCCACAAGAUAUGGAAGCCUCGACCGUAACCUUGCACGCACUAUCAGCAGGACACUUCACAUUACCUGAAUACCAAUUUGUGUCUCCGACAGUCGUUACGGCGCGCAAGACUGUCCCAUCACUUGCAUUCCUGAUUCAACAUCGCGAUGCUGCGACAGGGUAUCUGACCCGGAUUGUUUUUGAUUUGGGACUGAGAAAAGAUACCGAAAGAUACCCUACACCUAUUCAACAUCACAUGACAACAAGACAACCCAUGACGACCGAGCCAGACGUCGUCAGUAGUCUGGCCAAAGGAGGGUUGUUGUCGAGCGAUAUUGAUUAUAUCAUCUAUUCGCAUGGAGAUGUGCUGAAUGAGUUCGAGGUUCAUUGGGACCAUGUCGGUGAACCACACGCCUUCCUAACCUCAACCUUUAUCGUUGGACAUGGGACAUUCGCUCUCCUUGAUGGUACAACAGGAAAACCUCGUGGGAUCCAUUCAUUCUUUGAGCCUGAUCUACUGCCAGAAGAUCGAAGCGUUGAACUUUCUGAUCCAGAUGGAGAUUCACAGGAAGGGCCGUGGCAGCAAUCAUCAAGGCUGAAAGGUCUGGACACAACACCAACAUGGCAGCCAUACGAAAACAUGAGGAAAACAUACGACCUGUUCGGCGAUGGGAGUCUGUUAAUAGUAGACUCACCAGGACAUCUGCCUGGUCAUAUCAACAUGCUGGUCAGGACAGCCGAAGACCGGCUUGUCUAUCUGGCAGGAGAUGCUUUCCAUGACCGCAGACUUUUGACUGGAGAGAAGGAUAUCGGAACGUGGCACGAUGCCGAAGGACACGUCUGCUGUAUACAUACCAAUAAGGAAGCAGCAGCUGCUACCAUCAACCGCAUCAGAGAGCUCGAAGUCCAAGGCGUGGAAAUAAUUGCCGCUCAUGAUCCGGACUGGGAGAAGUUGAAUAGUCAUCGAUUCUUUGGCGCCAUU